CCAGGUCGGGUCGCAGCAGCCGCCGUCGCUCUGCUGCUUCUGAGCAUUUCCCGAGCCGAGCCGCCCGUCAAUUUCCAUUCAAAUAUGGCUGACGGAGAGUCGACGACGACGGGUGCGAGUUGUGUUUUGUUGCGUUCGGUGUAAAAAGUCUCUUGUUGUCCGGCUGAAAAUGCAGUUUUCGCAUUGAUUACGGUUCGGCGGAGUUCAAUGAAUCUGGCGCUGAGUGCGAGACAGGCGAGCAAAGUGAGUUUAAUUCAAGAAAUUCGUCGCGAAAAUCCACUUUGUGUGCGACGGGAAGACUCGCAAGAGUAGCAGCGAAUUGAGUGCGGGGAGUGUGAAAAACGAGAAAAGGAAAAGGCGAUCCUUGGGUCCGUAUGGCGUGCGGAAUGCAAUGAAGAUAGUGCAAGGCAAAGUGUCGUGAAAUUCUGUGAGCAAAUCUCGUUGCAGUGAUUGCGGGAAAGGCACAAAGUGAGUGGUCAGAGUUUUUGGGAUAUUUCACGAAGAACCUGCAGGAGUCGAAGUUGCCAGUCGGCCAGAACUGAGGAGUGUCCGCUGCCUUCGAGAGACACCCAGCUGCGAUUUUUUCCGAGCGAGUGGCGGAAAUAUGUGAGAAACAUCAAAGCCAUCUUUCUUUUUCUCCGUAUCCUCCUCUACAUGUGAAUAAAUGCCUGUCAGUUGCCAGCCUAUCAACUGACCAGGUGACCUUUCAUCGCCGGUGAUCAUCGAAAUAUCCAAAGCUCCAACUGCAAAUCUUCCACGUUUGUCUUCUCUCUUCAAUCUGAGAUACUACUACACUUUGCACCGUCAUCGAUAAUUUUUUCUAAAAAUAGCGCAAAACCUCAUCAACAAUUUUUUUAUAAUCGCAAUUACAUUUAAGCAACGUUUUAGUAAUGAGUGAGCAAAGUAUUAUUAGCGCCAGGGCCUCCGUUAUGGUCUACGAUGAUACCCAAAAAAAAUGGGUACCAUCUGGUACGUCGUCCGGUCUCAGCAAAGUUCAGAUCUAUCAUCAUCAACAGAACAAUACAUUUCGUGUUGUUGGACGUAAACUUCACGAUCAUGAAGUUGUAAUUAACUGUUCGAUAUUAAAAGGAUUGAAAUAUAAUCAGGCAACAGCAACAUUUCAUCAAUGGCGAGACUCAAAAGUUGUUUAUGGACUGAAUUUCUCAAGUCAACAAGAUGCGGAAGCAUUCGCUCGGGCUAUGAUGCAUGCGUUAGAGAUAUUAAGUGGUCGUCUACUAUCUGGACCGCAAAUUGCAACAAAUGGCAAUGCAUAUGACGAAGAUAUGGGCUAUCGAACUAUGACACGCGAAGAUGCAGCCAUUCUCCAGCAACAACAACAAAUGACCGGCACCGUUACACCGUCAGCACAAACACCCACAUCACAAAGCAACCAGAAUAUCCCACAGAGCCCACCGACACCACAAGGUCAUCAUCGCACAAGCAGUGCACCGCCAGCACCACAACCACCACCAAUGUCAAUGGCACCACAGAUGUAUAAUCAACAACAAGUGGUGGGAGGCGGGAUGAUGCAACCGCCACAACAACAGCCAGGAUCCCAGCAACAAUCACAAUAUCAUGCACCACAAUCGGUAACACAGCAUCAUCCUGUAUAUUCCUCACAGCCCAUUAAUAAUUCAUACACAAAUCAGUAUCAGCAGCCCAUUUACGUGACAUCUAGUUCUAAUCAAAGUCUAAAUCAGCAGCAGCCGCAGCAGGGGCCGCCUCAACCGCCGCCCCAUCAGAAUGGUCCAAUAUACGUGGCCUCACAGCAGCAACCACAAGGAAUUCCAUCGUCAGCCAGUUCGAAUAGUGUAGUUUAUGCUAGCCAACAAUCGCAACAACAGCUUCCACAUCAACCGCCAGUUCCACCACAACUCCAGCAACAACAGUCUUCGCAAAGCCUCUCAGGUGUUUACGCAGCAUCAAAUAACAAUGGACCGAGCCACGAGUCGCAGUACGCUCAAAUUCCAGCUGCUCCACCCAUGAUGCCCUCAAUGAUGGCAGUAGGUGGUGGCGGUGGUAUCGGUAACAAUGUUCCUAUUCAAUCCGCUGGCGGAACAACAGGACGUUCUCAAGCAGCACCACCAACGUCAGCACCCCAGGCACCACCGCCACCACCGGCAUUCGGUGGCGGUCCACCACAGGCACCCGCGCCGCCAAUGCAGCCACCUAUGGCACCACCAAUGGGCGGCGGUCCACUAGGCGCAGCACCUCCACCACCACCGCCGCCGCCAAUGGGCGGCCUAGCAGCUAAGAACGAUAGCGGUGCUAUGGACAUGAGUUCGCUUGCAGCUCAACUACAAAACGCUAGACUUAAGAGAAAUAAUAAGACUACACCUCCACCGGCCGAAAACAGCGGUAGUAGUACAUCGAGCGGUGGUAGCGGAAACUAUGGCACGAUUGGACGUACAUCGAAAGGAAUGGCCUCAAUGAUGGACGAAAUGGCGAAAACCUUGGCCAGGCGACGAGCGCAAGCCGAGAAAAAAGAGCCUGAACCAGCUAACGAAGAAAGUGUGCGACAACGACCAUGGGAAAAAUCAAAUACUUUACCUCAUAAACUUGGAACCGGAUCGAGUGGUAAUACCACAUCGAGUAAUUCAACCAAUGCGAAUAGUAACAGUGAAUCGCCAAGACCCAUACGAAAACGUUUCGGUAGUGCUAGCGAAGAAACAAUACUUAAGCAAGUCAAUGGCGAUGGAUUAUCUUUAGCACUUUCUGCCGAUUUAGAUAGUUUUAAGGCUGAAAUCAUUAGAGAGAUGCGUCUCGAAAUACAGAAGGCCAAACAAGAGAUUAUAGACGCUAUUAAAUCGGAAUUUAAUAGGAGGUAAGGUAAAGUGUGUAUUGGUACUACUACAAAGAAGUAAUGCGUUUGUAUAACACAAAAACUGAACUGAAAAGAACAUUAAACCCAAUUCUAUUUGUAAGAAUAAAGCAACUGCAUUAUAUAAAUAAUUAUAACUAUAAAUACACAUUGAUAUAUACACGUGUAUAAUAUUAAGAAGGAUAUCGCUUAGUAUCUUUCAAGGUAAUUAUUAUUCAUUUUUUUAAAGAAAAAACUAGUAUUAUAUUUAAUUGAUACAUUAAAAGUGUUUAAUACAUUGAAUUUAUUAUAAUACAAUGAAGACUACGGCGAAAGUUAUUUAAAUUAUCGACAAUUGCGUAAGAAUUUGAGCUCGAUAGUUCACACACACAUACAUAUUUCGAUAGAGCAAAAAUAUAAAUAAAAAUAAAAAUAAAAUGUUACUGCAUUUCACACCACAAGAAAACAAGAAAACAACAAAAGGAACACUACCUAUAUCCGAAAAGAAGGAAACGAAAUUAAUUAUAUAAAUAUAGGCUUUAGUAACGUUAUAUAAAUAAUUAAAGUUAAAAGAAUUAUUGUUUAUAUUAAAAAUAACAAUUCAAGAAAACAAAAAUCAUAAAAAGUGAACACUUUUAAAUUUAAAUAAAAAUUACCUAAUAAAAUUUAUAAAUGAAAAUAUUAAUUUAAUAAUGAUUAGAUUUUCUAUGUCUAAACAUUUUAAGGGAAAAACGAGAACUAAAUAAAACAAAAGAAAGUGAAAAUGAAGAAGAAGAAGAAGAUAAUGAUGAAGAUAUACUACAUUCAAGCGAUUAGAAAAUUCGGAAAAAUCAUAAAAAUUACUAAUUAAAUACAAUAGGCAAAGAAGCGAAACAAAUUAUAUAGAAUAACUACGGAAUAACUUGAAACAAAA
Molecule: messenger RNA, 3713 nt
Organism: Hermetia illucens (black soldier fly)
Lineage: Eukaryota; Metazoa; Arthropoda; Insecta; Diptera; Stratiomyidae
Gene: ena
Product: protein enabled
Exons: 10
Coding region: 891-2828 (645 amino acids)
Molecular function (GO): SH3 domain binding
Source: RefSeq, a predicted model, not a curated record